Messenger RNA from Rosa chinensis, 5826 nucleotides. Its product is annotated as probable serine/threonine-protein kinase PIX13. The transcript is spliced from 18 exons. Bases 96 to 5684 code for a protein of 1862 amino acids. The record is from RefSeq and is a predicted model, not a curated record. Gene Ontology annotation, molecular function: protein binding; protein kinase activity; ATP binding. NCBI's taxonomy places the organism in Eukaryota, Viridiplantae, Streptophyta, Magnoliopsida, Rosales, Rosaceae. Gene Ontology annotation, biological process: protein phosphorylation.
CAACACGGCACUGGCCUGCUCGUACUAGAAAACAGACGUUGAGUGAUUAACAGGACCUUGUGGAGAGCAGGUGUGCAGACGAACAGUACUGUAUCAUGGCACUGGACUUGAUAGCAGGAGCAGCAUUUGGGGCGUUGUAUGACCGUGUUUCGCGAGCGGUGGACAAGAAGGUGGCGUUGAAAGACAGUCUCAAAGAUAUGAAACGCACAUUGGAGUCCUUAAGAGGACAGGCUGGAAUCAUUCGAGGGAUACGAGAGUUCAACGAGGAACUGAGUCUCCCAAACGAUGGUAUAGAUGAUCUCGAAACACAAAUGAUUGAAGGCGAAAAACUCAUUUGCAGGUUGUCUUGUCUUGGUAUCUACACCUACUGCUGCACAAGUGGCUGUGCUGAGCAGCUUGAUGAAUUGAAUAGGUGUCUGGAAAGACUCUUGGAAACCUUGAUGUUGCAGCAAGCAAGAGAUGUGAAGGAGAUCUUGAAAGGGUCAAGGCAAACCCGCGAUGAUGUUGAUGAAAUAAGGCAAAUGAUGAAGAAGAUACUACUCCAUAUUGAAGGGGAUUCGGUGGAGUCUCCAGCUUCAGAAACCACUACAGAGAAUGAAGGAAAUGGCGAGGAACAAGUGGCAUCAUUAGAAGGACGAGUGGAAGCAGCAUUUCUUGCCCUGUUUGGUAUUGUUUUGGAAGUGAAGGACAAGAAUGUGAUGUAUAGACCACUUAUGGGAUCUAUCAAAUCCAGUCUGGACUGCUUAAAGCCAUUGAUCGAAGACAUGGCACAAGGAAACAGGGUCCUGGAUCGUCCAGUUAAGGAACUAGAGUAUUUCAGAAUGCAUAUGGAGAAAGGUGCAGAGCUAGUCCGCAAGUGCUCCAAAAAUGGUGUGUGCGCCAAAUACAAAAAGAAGAAAUACACCAACCAACUUCUUGAGUUGGAUGCAUGUCUUCAGAGGCAGUUCAAUGUACUGAGAGCGCAGGUUGCAAGAGAUGUGAGGGAGACCACAGCUUCGAUAAAGAGUAUACAGAAGGUGAUCAAGCGAAUUGAGGAGAGUGGUGUCAUGAAGAAUCAAAUGGAAAUGAAUGGUCCGUGUGAAGUAGUUGAGGCUUCAUCCCCUGAUGAACAGAAUGAGGGUUUGGUUGAACCUUCAUCCCCUGAUGAACAGAAUAAGGGAGUUGGAAAAAUGGAGGCAUCAGAUAUAAGAGUUGAAGGCAGUGGUGAGGUCCAAGAAAAGAGUGAAGUUCCAAAUUGUUUUGAAGUACCUGAACCUCCAUUGUUUACAGUUGGGUUGGAUGUGGCUUUGAAAGAGAUGAAGAUGAAGCUCCUGGAGGAUGGGUUUACGAAGAUUGUUGUCUGGGGUGUUGGAGGAGUCGGGAAGACCACAUUGGUGAAAAUGUUGUGUCAUGAUCAGGAAGUCAAAGAUAAAUUCAAGAAAAUCUUCUUUACCACUGCUUCAAAAUGGCAGAACCUGAACCUCAUUAUGCAAGAACUAUAUCGAGUCCUGUGUUCCCAGAUUCCUACUUUCCAAAACAAAGAAGGGAGGCGUUAUCUGGUUGUCCUGGAUGAUGUUGGGGAUGGAUCAGAAUCCAUUCUUCCGGAGUUUGAUGGAUUGAAAAUUCCAAAUAGCAAGAUUUUGAUUACAUCAAGAUAUCCAUUUCCAGGAGUUGGUUCUCAAUACCAUUUGAAAUCUCUGAAUGAUGAGGAUGCAAUGUCUCUUUUUCAUCACUCAGCAUCAUUGGGAGAUCAGUGCUCUUAUAUUCCAGAAGAUCUUUUGAGAAAGAUAGUAGAGUGUUGUAAGGGACUUCCACUUGCAAUCACUGUGAACGGAAGAUCACUUUGCGGGCAACCUAUUGAAAUCUGGCAAAAGAGAAUAGUAGAAUGGGGGAGAGGUUCUUCUAUUUUUGAUACAGAACCAGAAAUGAUUGUUUGCCUCCAAAGAAGCUUGGAUGCCUUACAUAGAGAAAAGACUAUCAUCAAAGAAUGUUUUGUAGACCUUGCUUCAUUUCCUGAAGACCAAGUAAUCCCUGCUGCUGCCCUCAUUGAUAUGUGGGCAGAAUUAUAUGGACUAGAUGAAGAGUAUUGGUCCAUUGCAAACCUCCAGAAGCUCACCAUCCGCGGAUUUGCCAAUAUUGUCUCAAGGGAGGAGGAGAUGGAGGUGGAUGGCUAUUACAGUGAUCUCUUUGUUACCCUGCAUCAUAUGCUUAGAGGGCUGGCAAUCCACAAGGCUAGUGAGGACACAAUAGAACAGAGAAAUAGACUGAUUAUAGACAUACAUGGAGACAAUCUUCCUAGCUGGUGGACAGAACAGAAGUAUCAGCCUAGGAAUGCUCGUCUACUAUCUGUCUCAACUGAUCGAGCGUUCUCAAGAAAAUGGCACUACAUGCAAGUACCAAAAGUUGAGGUUCUAGUUUUGAACUUCCAGACUGAGAAAUAUGAGUUACCUGAUUUUCUGGAUAAAAUAGACAAAUUAAAGGUUCUAGUAGUCACAAACUAUGGCUCCUCGUCUGCUCAGUUAAGUAACUUUCAACUGGUAGGCUCAUUGCGAAAUCUGAAAAGAAUCAGAUUAGAGGGAGUUUCGAUUACUUCCAUAACCAAGAACCCCAUACAACUGGAUAGUCUAAAGAAGAUAGCUUUUACCAAGUGUGACAUGGGUCAAGCUUUUGGCAACUCUUCCUUUCAAUUUUCUAUAGCAUUUCCAAAUCUAGUGGAGAUGUAUGUCGAGCAUUGCCACGAUUUGAAGGAAUUGCCUGCUGACCUUGGUAAUCUUUCCCACCUAGAGACACUCUCUAUCUCCAAUUGCCAUAGGCUGUCCACCUUGCCUGAAGGGAUUGGAAAUCUGAGCAAGUUGAAAAGGUUGAGGGUUAGGUAUGGUACAAACUUUGUAAAGUUUCCAGGAUCAAUUAGGAAGCUCAAUAGCUUAGAGUUUCUUGACAUAUCUGGUUGCAUCAAAAUCAUGGGUUUCCCUGAAGACAUUGGUGAAAUGAGCAGAUUAAGAAAGCUGAACAUAAGUGGUUGCUCAAGAUUGAAAGAGCUGCCACUGUCUGUUUUGAGUCUUGAGCAGUUACAGGAAGUGAUAAUGGAUGAAGAGACAGAAAAGUCAUGGAAUCCUUUCCUACUCAAAAACAUAGACACAAGGGUGGUUCCUCCACUUACAGUUGGAUUUGAUGUGGCUUUGGAGGAGUUGAACUGUCAGGUACUCAAGGAUAGGAUGUCCAGACGUGUCGAGUGUGGUAUAGCACAAAAUAAAAUUCAAACCGAAGGUUGGUGUCCUGUACCUGUGCCUUCUUCGCUCACUAUGGGAUUAGAUGUCCUCAACGUGUGGGGAGCAAUGAAGAUGGAUGAGAAAUUGACUUCAGAAGUGAGGGUCAAGCAAAUUGAAGGGAGUGAUGUGGUGAAAAAACAACUUGGAAUUAAAGGGAUAUCCGGGAAUCACAGCAGGAACAACAUAGUUUCCAAUGCGAGCAGCAGUGCAGGAGGAAGUCAAUUGUUGAAGGCAGCAGAGACAGAUGAGUCGCAGACUGAUGAGCAAAGUUUGGAGACAUUUGUCUUAAGACGUUUCAAUUUUGAAGAGUUGAAUGUUGCUACUGGGAAUUUCAGGUCAGAUGGAAUAAUUGGUAGGGGGCCCUUUGGUAACAUUUUCAAGGGUUGGGUGGAUGAGAAGACGCUUGCACCUUCUAAGGUUGGCUUUGGAAUGCCUGUUGCUGUCAAGAAACUGAAUCCAGAAAGAGUGCUAGAUUUUGAAGAGUGGCAGUCAGAGUUGAACUUUCGAGGAAGGACUUCUCACCCCAACCUUGUAAAGCUAUUGGGUUACUGUCGUGAGGAAAAGGAGAUGCUCUUUGUUUAUGAUUUCAUGCCUAAUGGAAGCUUGGAAGAUCAUUUUCAUAGAAGGAGCCCUGGCAUUGAAACACUACCUUGGAACUACAGACUCGAUGCAGCUUUUGGCAUGGAACCCCUAUCUUGGAACAAAAGACUGGAUAUAGCUUCUGGAGUAGCUCAAGCCCUAGCCUACUUGCAUACUUUUUCACCUAAUCAAAUUGUCCACAGUGACCUUAAGGCCUCAAAUAUCUUGCUUGAUAGGAAUUACAAUGCAAAACUCUCAAAUUUUGGAUUAGAAAGACUUGGGAAAACUGGUGAACUGUCACAUCAAUCAACUCGCUUUGUAGGAACAUCUCCUUAUAUUGAUCCAAAGGAAAUUACAACAGGUCAUUCUUAUGUAAAGAGCGAUGUUUAUAGGUUUGGUGUUACACUACUUCAGUUGCUGACAGGGUUAAAGACCACUGAUAGAAAUCGUCCCAGCGAACGGCAAAAUCUGGGGUUAAAGACCACUGAUAGAAAUUGUCCCAGCGAACGGCAAAAUCUGGUUGAAUGGGGUAAACCACUACUCUUGAAUGAGAGAAAUUUGAAAACCAUCAUGGACGUGCGGAUAGAGGGCCAAUAUUCCUCCAAGGCAGCAUUUCAAGUAGCACAACUUACUCUAAAAUGCCUAGCAUUGGAUCCCAAAAGCCGACCUUCCACGACAGAAGUUGUGGAAGAACUGGAACAAAUUCAGGCAAUAGAGGAAAGAACUUUAAACACCAGUAUGCCCAGCAGUGAGUGCCGGAGGAACAUAGAUUCGAACACUAGCAGUGGCGGAGGAACAAGUGUAUUCUCGGAGGGAAAAACAUCAACAUUUCAAAGCAAAGAUGAUGAUCAGUCAAUUGAUGGCCAUAUUUCAGAGACAUCCAACUUGAGAGUUUUCAGUUUUGCAGAGUUGAAGACUGCGACAAGGAAUUUCAGGGCAGACACAAUGCUUGGUGAGGGAGGUUUUGGGAUUGUAUUCAAGGGCUGGUUGGAUGAAACGUCGGUUUCACCUUCUAAAGCUGGCACUGGAAUGAUGAUUGCUAUCAAGAAACUGAAAGCAGAAAGUUUUCAAGGCUUUAAAGAGUGGCAGGCAGAGGUGAACUUUGUAGGAAGGCUUUCUCAUCCCAACCUUGUGAAGCUGUUGGGAUACUGUUGGGAAGAUAAGGAGUUACUCCUUGUUUAUGAGUUCAUGAGCAGAGGAAGCUUGGAGAAUCAUCUUUUCAGACGGAAUCCAAACUUUGAACCGCUAUGUUGGGAAAAAAGAAUCAAAAUAGCUAUCGGAGCAGCUCGAGGCCUUGCUUUCUUGCACAGUUUAGAAAAACAAGUUAUAUACAGAGAUUUUAAGACCUCAAAUAUAUUGCUUGAUGGGAAUUACAACGCAAAACUCUCAGAUUUUGGCUUGGCGAAAUUGGGGCCAACUGGUGGAGACUCGCAUGUCUCAACUAGGAUUAUGGGAACUUACGGCUACGCAGCUCCGGAAUACAUUGCAACAGGUCAUUUGUAUGUGAAGAGUGAUGUGUACAGUUUCGGUGUUGUACUACUUGAACUUCUCACAGGGUUACGAGCACUCGAUACUAAACGCCCCAAGGAACAACUUAAUCUGGUAAGCUGGGCUAAUCGACUUCUUUCAAAUAAAAGAUAUUUGAAAACCAUCAUCGAUGGGCAGAUGGAAGGCCAAUAUUCCUUCAAGGCAGCAUCAAAGGCAGGACAGAUUACUCUAAAAUGUCUAGCACCAGAUCCUAAAAACCGACCUUCCAUGAAAGAAGUUGUGGAGGAACUGGAACAGAUUCAGGCAAUCGAGGAAAAACUUACGGCUACAGAUUCAAGCAACUCCCAUUUAGCUAGCCCCAAAAUAUGAGAGCAGGGGCACUUGAAUAUGCUGGGUUUGUGAGGAAAGUGAGGACUCCUUCGAUCUUGAUCUUUACUCUUUCUUCAUCCAAAGCAAAAGCCCCAUCAACCUCUUGGAGAAGUCAAGCUCUGUGCCCUGCCUAGCACCAGUG